GUGGUGACAGUGGAUUGGAUGGGUUAGGAGGACCAGGAGUACAACUCGGAAGCCCCGAUAAGAAAAAGCGCAAAGCAAAUACACAGGGAUCAUCAUUUCCUCCUCCAUCUGAAUAUGCUCCACCGCCGAAUCCAAGCUCUGACCACCUUGUAGCUGCAAAUCCAUUUGAUGACAACUAUAAUACUGUGUCUUAUAAACCACUUCCUUCAGGAAAUCCAUAUUUUAGUAAUCCUGGUUAUCCUGGCUUUGGAGGCUAUAACACUUUCAGAAUGCCACCUCACAUGCUGCCCAGGGUGUCCUCACCGUAUGGUGGUUCUUACUCCCUCAGAAACCAACCGCAUCCCCUUCCUCAAAACCCUGUGGGAAUGGGUUUUAGUCGACCCCACUCUUUCAGCUUCGGUCCACACGAUAAUCCAGGCUUUGGGAAUCAACCACCUUAUAGUAGCGGUCAGAUAAAUCAAAAUGUCAAUAUGCCUGGUCAGCAUUUCAGACCAAAUCCUGGUGAGAACUUCGGCCAUUCUGGUCAGAUACCUCACCCUGAUGUGCCAUCUAACUUUGGUCCCGGAAACAAUCCAAAUUUCCCAAGUUCUCAGCUAGAGCCAAACCAUUCUUUUGUUCCUCCACCAAACACAUACAACCAGACAAAGUCAUCAGCACAAAAGCAAGACUUUAGUCAAGGUGCAAGCAAAGCAUCUAGCCAGAACACUGCUGCUCAUCAGCAUCAUCACAGGACAGAGGACAUUGUGAGUCAAGGUAACAGUGACCUAAAAAAUGUUACUCGAAACAGUGUGGUAAAUCAGGAUAAUAGCCAUUCUAAUAGUGCUGAUAACACUAAUGCUGGUCAUUCAAAUGGGACGCAGAGUAAGUCCCGCCAGCCCCGAGGUGCUGCUGAAGGAUGCAACUCUGAAAAGAGCAGCAAAACACCUCUUCAUCCCAGUCGUCAUGGUCACUCGUCCUCUGAACCCGUCUAUCCAUGUGGAAUUUGUACACAUGAAGUUAAUGAUGACCAGGAUGCCAUCUUGUGUGAAGCCUCUUGCCAAAAAUGGUUUCAUCGGAUCUGUACAGGCAUGACUGAGUCAGCUUAUGGCCUUCUUACAGCAGAAGCAUCAGCGGUGUGGGGUUGUGAUACUUGCAUGGCUGACAAAGAUGUCCAGUUAAUGCGCACAAGAGAGACUGCAGGACCCCCUGCAUUGAAUACGGAUGGCUAACAGCGCAAAUUGGCAGUAGUGGUUGAAACACUUGCUAUGAAAAUUUGGUUACAAAUUGGGUACUUCGCUUUCUGCAGACAAUCAGUUGUGUUUGGUUGCUGUCGUCUUUUUUCCCCUCAUCGGUUUUCAUUCAUAAACUUCCAUCUCAGCUUUUGUACUCUUAGUUUUGUAUGUGCAAAUGUUUUACAGGAUGGAAUGUUUUUUGGUUUUGAUUAAACUAAAACAUAACUGACAACUUAUCAGGAGUGGGAUGUACAUUGACAAAUUUAUUGAAGGCAAAAACGUGCCUGUGUGAGUAGCCCCUAAUUUGCUACUGUUAAAGUGUUAACUAACACUAGCUAACAUUUAGUGCUCAGUGGUAAUGGUACUGUAUUUGGAAGUACUCAUUACAUUUUUUUUUGGGGGGGGUGAAUCUCGAUUACUGAUGUUCUUGCUCUCCUUUCUUUGAAUAUAGUGGAGAUUACAUGGCAGAAUGUGCAGUACUGAUAGUUUUUAUUUUAGGGUAAAUAUGGAGAAU
Messenger RNA from Tauraco erythrolophus (red-crested turaco), 1725 nucleotides. NCBI's taxonomy places the organism in Eukaryota, Metazoa, Chordata, Aves, Musophagiformes, Musophagidae. The record is from RefSeq and is a predicted model, not a curated record.